This is a messenger RNA of Beta vulgaris subsp. vulgaris (sugar beet), 1777 nucleotides long. RefSeq names its product molybdate transporter 1. Gene Ontology annotation, biological process: molybdate ion transport. Lineage: Eukaryota; Viridiplantae; Streptophyta; Magnoliopsida; Caryophyllales; Amaranthaceae. The record is from RefSeq and is a predicted model, not a curated record. Gene Ontology annotation, molecular function: molybdate ion transmembrane transporter activity. The coding region runs from base 93 to 1505 and encodes 470 amino acids. The transcript has a single exon.
UAUUCCCAAAUAAAUAGCAUCUAAACAGGUGACUUACUUAGUAUUACUGAUAUUUCCCAAAAAAAAUACUCUUUGAUUUUCUCUCAAUCCAAAUGGAACCUCAAACUCCCCAAGAAUUUUCACAAAACUUGAACCAAGAAGUCCUCGAAAAUCCCACUCCAAACCCAAUUCACCAAAGAUUUCCCUACAAUUUCUGGGAUACCCUAAAACAAAACUUUAGUUUCAGGUCAAAAUGGGGGGAAUUAAAUGGUGCACUGGGAGAUUUAGGCACAUAUAUCCCAAUAGUCUUAGCACUAACAUUAGCAAGAAAUCUUGAUUUGGGCACCACUCUAAUCUUCACUGGGAUAUACAACAUAAUCACUGGAGCAAUCUACGGCGUACCGAUGCCAGUCCAACCUAUGAAAUCAAUCGCAGCUGUUGCAAUUGCUAACCCAGAUUUUGGAAUCCCAGAGAUUAUGGCAGCUGGUAUCUGUACUGCUGGGAUAUUGUUUGUUUUGGGUGUUACUCAAUUAAUGCAACUUGUUUAUUUGUUGAUUCCUUUAUCUGUUGUUAGAGGUAUUCAGCUUUCACAAGGUUUAGCAUUUGCAAUGGCUGCUGUAAAAUACAUAACAAAAGAGCAAGAUUUUGCUAAGUCAAAGAGUUUAGGAGAAAGACCUUGGUUAGGUUUUGAUGGUUUAUUGUUGGUUAUUGUGUGUGCUUCUUUGAUCAUUCUUGUUAAUGGAGCUGGAGAAGAGAGAGAAAAUGAUGGAUGUGAUUUGGAAUCCAACAAUAGUGGUUUGAGAAGAUUAAAGGGUUUUAGGAGGGUUUUAUAUUCUUUACCAAGUGCUGUUAUUAUCUUCUUUUUAGGGAUAAUUUUGGCAAUUGUUAGUGGACCUAAAGAAGUGUUUAAGGGUUUUAAAUUUGGACCCUCUCCUAUACACUUUAUAAACAUUCCUAAGGAGUCAUGGAAGCAAGGGUUUAUCAAGGGUACAAUUCCACAAUUGCCCUUGUCGGUAUUAAAUUCGGUUAUUGCCGUUUGUAAGCUGUCGUCGGACCUUUUUCCGGGGAAGGAUUUCUCGGCGACUUCGCUUUCUGUGACAGUAGGGAUGAUGAACUUAAUUGGGUGUUGGUUUGGUGCUGUACCAACUUGUCAUGGAGCUGGAGGUCUAGCUGGGCAAUAUAAGUUUGGAGGGAGGAGUGGGUGUUGUGUGGCAAUUUUAGGGUUGGGAAAAUUGGUAAUUGGCAUUGUAUUAGGGAGUUCAAUUGUGAAAAUAUUAGAUCAAUUUCCUGUUGGAGUUUUAGGGGUGUUAUUACUAUUUGCUGGCCUAGAGCUUGCUAUGGCUUGUAGGGAUAUGAACUCAAAAGGUGAUUCUUUUGUGAUGCUUUUAGUCACAGCUGUAUCUCUUGUAGGAAAAGGUGCAUCACUUGGAUUUUUAUGUGGGAUUAUAGCUCAUUUUCUUCUUAAGUUGAGGAUUUUGGAUAGGCCACAAUCUUUUCCUAGAUUAUGGAUGGAAAGUAACUCAUAAUUAAAGAUCAAAUUAUUGGUGAAGAUUCAAUGAUCCAUGGAAACUGUUGUUGGUUUAGUGAAGUUUUCUUUUUCUACUUGGACGAUAUUGCUAGAGCGAAUUAGGGACAUUAGUUACAAGCUAACAAUUUGUUACUUUCUUAUCUCUUGUCUUUUGGUUGCUUUCAAGUUUACCUAUUUUAGUAGCUUGGUGUAUGGCUACUGAAGCAUUUGUAAAAUACCUUAUCAUGGACUCUAUCAUAUAAUAUGUGAAAAUUACUCUUUGUUUCACAA